CGCAGUAGAGUAGCACACACUACGUUUGGGUCCAUCCCAGACCUGAAAAGUUAUGUUGAGGGCCGCUGACGCGAUCGUUGUAGACGAAAACUUUGGCCCGAAAGCGCAAGAGAAAAAAGAAAAUAUGCCUGCUUUACAAAGCACUAAUAUCCUGUCCCACCAGCGGUAUUGUAUAUCGCUGGGUCCAGGGCCUCAGUGGUGCUCCGAUGAGCCCCGCGCCGCCUGUGUGUCAUUCGUGGCAGAGGGCAGCGGCGUGGGGGUUAUAACAGAGCCCCCUGUCAAUGCCAAAAGCCUGUUCACCAAGGGAGACAACUCUUCCCCUGACAAGGACAAUCAUCCAACUCUCAAUGUCAAUGUGAACACUUUGGUAGGAACAAGUCACCUAGCAUCUAGUGUGAGUUUUGUGGUUACACUAGCCGAGCAACUACAGGUCACCUGGGAAACACUUCUCACCAACGGAAAACUGUAUGUGGAGGUCCCGCCCGGGAUUCUUCCUGAGGGAUCAAAACAGAGUCUGGUCACCUUGCUAGAGUAUGCUGAGGAGAAACUGCACUGCGGACAUGUGAUUCUCUGCUUCAGGAAAAACCGUUCGGACAAAGCUUCCCUGAUCAGAGCCUUCAUGUUCAUGGGUUUCACCAUGGCAACCCCAGGAGACCCUCUGGUUCCCAACGUGGCAGACCUCCUCUACAUGGUCUACACGAUUGAACCGGAUGAUCUUGGCUAGACAAUAUUUGAUUGGACAGAGCAGGCCACAUGAAGGCAUAUGAUUGGUCAGUUAUCCCUGAUUCCAAAACAGAAUGCUGCGACAGUAUACUGUUUGGGGGAGCAAUACCUAUAUGGCGGGAGCUGACUGAACAAUCAAGUUGCCUCUGUAGAACCGGCUUUUGGCAUUAUGCUUAUUCUGCCCCCUAAAACACUUUUGAUGUAUUUUAUAUUGUCAAGUUUGUAUAAUUUUCCAUUUUAUUCAGAAAAAAAGUUGCCUGAAUCUGUGUAACCUUGGGUACAAUACUAACUUAAUGUGUGUAAUAGUGAUGAAAGUGAGAUCAAUUAAUUUGAAAAUUUUAACAUUAAUAUGAAAGAAAUCAUAUAGAUAAAAGAAUGUUAACAUGAUGCAAGAGAGACGAAAACCUUCGCUUUCUUAGUGGAGUAUUAUUUUUCAUUAAAGAAAAUAUAAGUUCUGUGUUGACAGGAAAUCUGUUUUACUGUAUAAUGAUCAAAGUUAAGAUAGACGCAAGAACAAAAGCCCUGAACAAAGCCUUCCUGUAUUGGUCACACACUCUGUGUCAAUUCAUGUGAUAGUUGGGUUUUAUCAGGGAAUACAACAAAAAAAAUGGAAAUUGAACAAAAACAAAUGCCCAAGUUUUUACAGAUGUCAUCAACUUUCCAUUGCCCCUGUCACGAGUCGACACACAUUAUAUAGAAAAAAAAAUACAAAAAAAAAGUGAAAAAAUUCAUAAAAAAAGUAAAAAAAAAAAAAAGAGAAACACGAUGGGAUACGAUUACUUUGUAAAGCAGGCAUGGAGGACUCGUCUCUUCAUGUCAUUUUUUUUCUUAUUAUUGUAGUUUUUUUUUUUUUCAUUCACAUUCUAAAUUCAUUGAUAUAUGAUGUCUUGAAAACUUGUAGAAUGCAAAUUUAAAGUGUGAAGAACAAAACCGUUUGUAUUCAUUUAAACUCUUUGUACGCAAAUUAUUGUAAGAGCUCUUCUGAAAAAAAGUACCCUUGAUAUCUAUUAAUGGCAAAAAAGCUUGCCUCAUUGGCAGUUGGUAUGUUUCAACUACUUUUAUCAUCAUUCCAGAGCAAGAUCAAUUAUAUAUAUAUAUUUGUAGUUUGGAUUUAGAUCCCUAUUUUUAUGAAACCAUUUGACUUGAGAUUCGUCACAGUAACUUAACAUUAGAAUUUACUGUUUUGAGUGAACACAUCGUUUGACUUCAAUCUACCAAUGUUUUUAUGUGAAAUUUUCAGUGUAAUAAAAAUUGCAAAAAUGUAAA
Molecule: messenger RNA, 1989 nt
Organism: Ylistrum balloti
Lineage: Eukaryota; Metazoa; Mollusca; Bivalvia; Pectinida; Pectinidae
Product: ornithine decarboxylase antizyme 1-like
Biological process (GO): positive regulation of protein catabolic process
Cellular component (GO): cytoplasm; nucleus
Molecular function (GO): ornithine decarboxylase inhibitor activity
Source: RefSeq, a predicted model, not a curated record